Molecule: messenger RNA, 5586 nt
Organism: Acanthosepion pharaonis
Lineage: Eukaryota; Metazoa; Mollusca; Cephalopoda; Sepiida; Sepiidae
Source: the annotation of a GenBank genome assembly
AUGAACGAAGGAGACAACGUAAAUUCUCGUUUGUACGACACAGACAGUUCUGAUAUUACCUUCUACAGCGCGGCAUCUUCUCCAGACGUAUCAUGGGAUUCGUUUACGACCGACAAGAUCGACCAAUCUUACCCGACCGUCCAGUCAAAUCGACCGACUGCCAGUUCUGAUUCAACAUUUGACUGGUUCGAAACAUUCUUCGAUCCAGCUUCUGCAGUCUGCGACAUUGACGCUGUCUUUGAAGACAUGGACCAUACGCUGUCGGACACGGAGUCCACUUUGAUAAAAUCUGAUUCCAGACACAGUGACAGACUGAAGCCCACAGCGUUAGAACUUGAUAAUAAAUUGCCAGAAGAAGUCUCGACUCCUGACGAACGCUUGGAUUUUGAUAUGGUCCUGGGCAAUUCCGGGUUUUCAAUGAAUCCCUUCAGGAAUACUCUUCAAGAUAAAAUAGUUGACGAACUGACACCAGCUCGAUGGAAUUUAGCAGCCUCUUCCGAAAACGAUAAAUCCCGGCGUGAAACAUUUGACGAUAUACCAGUCUUUCGGGCAGAAUCAAGCACCAUAGCCGAUUCAGGAGCCAUUCCUUCGGAGUCUUCAUCAUUUUCCAAGUAUCUUCCAAGUGCAACUGACAUGGAUCUCCUCACAACGGGAUCUGAAAGUGAACACACUUUGGUGCUAACACCUGACAUAACAGAACUUGCUUACAAACCAGACGUAAUUGAAUCUGCAUUGGACACUGAUUAUUUAACCCCGUCGGUGUCACCAGAUAUAACAACGUUUACGAAAGCAAAUUACGAACUAGGCGGCGCUUGUUCAAUAAAACCGUUUAUGACAACGACAAUCGAACAUGAGCAGUCAGAACAUCUCUGUCACCUCCCGAGCAUGAACCCCUUUAAUACAACCUUCAGAGAUACCUUGUUAGAUUCUGCUACGAACGUCGAUAUCAAAGAAUUUGAUCCCAUGAGCUUAAACCAAUUUUUUCCACAGUCUCAAGACGGAUGCUUUCAUGAACAACUGUCCAAGAACAAUGAAAACGACGACGUCUUUUCGAUGGAUGAAAAAAACAACGACGCAUCAGUGGAGUCUACGCUAAAAGCGGUAGUGUUGUCUCUUGGAUUAAAACAUACGCUUGAGACUUCAGAUCGACCAAAACUAACAAGAAGAGAAAACCAGUCCGAGACGCAGGACCCGGAAGAUAUACCGCUUGUUGCGGAAGCUUCUUCAGUGGAGGUCUCAGAUGACAGCACUCCCCUUCAACACACCAGACCAAUUUAUAGAAUGACGUCAUUUUCCGACAAAAAUGAAAAUCUUUGUAAGCAGCGCGAAACGGAGGCGGUCGAAAUAGCGAGAGGAGACUCACCAUAUAUGUCGCGAAACGUACAGUCCAGGAAUUCCUUGAUUUCACAAAAGUCAUCUGAUUCUACUAAGGGUCCAGUUACGAAAACUGAGAUCCAAAAAGACAAAUUAAGCUUCCCACACCCUGUCGACGACCACAAGCCAGAAGAUUCGCAAAACAAAAAUGCAGAGUUAACGAAACUUGAAAAAUCUUUGAGUGAAGUCGACACGGAGAAAUCUUCAUUUGACUGUUCUAAAUUUCCUCCAUUUCUCUUAGAUUCUUGCGAAGGAGUUGCAUGCAUUUCGACACGUGAUACUUUGAACUCUUCAAAUCGAAGUGAUAUCACCAUAACCAAUAUUACAGAUUCUUUGAACAGUGCAAUCGCUUCGAUAUCGAUCGAUGAGUCUUGCAACAAAACUAAUAAUUUACAUAUCGGGUCAACGUCUCCUUUGGUGGAAUUGCAACACUUACAUCAGAGCACACAGAAUAUAAGUGAAACGGUAACUACUAAGGUAAGAUGUACUGAUAUUUUAGAACAUACUAACAACUUAGAGACCUCCUCAAUAACUACAUCAACAGAUAUACCUAAACAUUUAAUUAACAUCGAAAUGUCUAAUAUAUAUGAAAACACCAUAGAUUCAUGUUCCGAUUGGUGUGUUCUCAGUUUAAACCAACCAAUCAGCGCAAAUGCAGAAACAUCUUCUCCCAAGUCAGACACUAGGUACAGGCCAACGAAAACAAACUCGGCGCCAUUUAUGCGAUCACGUGAUGCCUUUCAGAAGCAGUCCGAGUCGUCUUCGUCGCAAGAAAAAACAGACCCUCUUUCCAAAAGACACGACUCUGCAGAGUUCCUGAUACCAGGAAACGCAAUCAAAAAGAUGCCCAGAAGAAACUCCUACCCUUCUGCAACCAGCAACGCUUCUUUUCCAUCUUCCCUGUCAGGGGAAGGGUGCCUGGUUUUGUUCAAGGAUGUUGCUUUGGUGGGGAAAAGACCAAUAUCCGGUGAUAUGCGAGAUCAAGUUUCGGGCGAAUUAAGAACAACGAACAACAGGAGAUCUUUAAGUAAUUCGAGCAGUGAACCUAAUUUCCAUUCCUCCUUACGAGAGGGGUCAAUCUGCCUGCCCAAAAAUGCGUGGUCACUUUCUAAUCUGUUGAGAAGGGAUAUCGACCCCCCCAAAACGGUUGAUGAUCCGGGUAGAUUUAUCUCAAUACAAUCAAGAUUAAUAGCGAAUGAGGUAGAAUCAGAACAAAUUUUUAUAAACGAAGAUUCUUCGUCCGGAAAUACGCUCCAGGAUAUAUCAAUUCCUUUAUCAGAGGAUUUAGAUUCAUCUCAUAUAUGCGAUGAUCCUGUGUUUCUUUUUCCUCAAGAAAUAGACACAAUUCAGAGAGUCACAGAUUUGAAGGGUUUUGGAUCGAAUGAAAAGCCUAUACCUAAAACCCCUGAAAUUAUAAAAAAACCUGAUGAACACCUUGGCAAUUCCUUUACAUGUAACCCAAAACCCCAACAUACGCUUGUCAAUUCGGAUUACGGGAAAAAUAUCGUUAAAAGUGAGAUAGAAAUUUUCCCGGAAGCUUCAGAUUCUGCAAGUACUUCUCUUCCUGAGGCAUCACGUAACGUGUCCAAAGAACCUGUGAUUUCUUUUGCAGAUAUCUAUCCGAUGGAGAAGUUAAAUUCUUCAAGCACAGACAAUGGUCAGGAUAUCCAAGAUUUAACAAAAUCAGUUAUAACGGAGGUAAUGAAAGCCCAAAAGAGAGAUAUGGAAGGUGAAAUUAGAAGCGAUGAUUUUUCUGAGCAGGAAACCACUCUGAAACAAUCAUUUGGUCUUUUGGCAGACUCUUUUUCCUUAGAAAAGCUAAAUAAGGACAAGUUGAUAAACAUCAAACGAUCGGCCAGUUUGUCGGGAAUUAUGAAACCGUUAAAUCCAGCGGAUUUUUCUCAGAUUAAACCAACGUGUACAAAAGAUCAACAUAACUUGUUUGCUGAUCAAAAUGAGUCACUAAAACAUAGCGUCGAUUCAUGCAGUGUGAGGGGACGGAUCAGUUCCGGAAAAGAAGCAAUCUUGUCUAGUUCAGACGAGACGGAUUUCGUACGGUUGGAAACUGCGUCGGGUGUGGGCAAAGAUUCGAAGCUUUCCAUAACUGACACCGCUUUACCGCCAGGGAAAAUAUCUGACACGGAUAGGGAUCUGAGAACACCGACCGUCAUUAAACAUCAGCCGGGGCUGACCCAAAGAAACAAUGACACGACAACUGGGGCGUCAGGUGAUCGGACACAACAUUUACAGAUUUCUUCAAUUAGCGAUUGUUCAGGGGAAGCGUUAAAAUCCUCUGAUCAAUGCCGUCAGCUGGAAACGAAGAAUCCGUUUCAGUUUCCUAUAGGGAAUUCAGAAACGCCCGACAAAGAGGAUAUCCGUCGGAAAGAGAUAUUUCUUCAUCCAUCUGAAACGGCGUUUUCUCAAGAAUUAUCGUCGGGAUCCUAUUUUAGAGAAACAGAAAAAUUCUUCGACGCUUUAACGACCCAGGACGAAUUAAAAGAAUCUGCCGUUUCAAAAAGCUCACAGGAUAUAAUCGCCCCCGCUCCAAUCAGCUGUUCUCUAAGCGAAACAUAUUCUAAACACAAGUCAGAGGUUGACCAAAUAACAGGCUUUGUUCUGAGUGAAACUAACCAACCAGACAGUGACUAUUCAGACCGUAGUGUUGAUUGUGAAAGACUUAAACUGUUUCCUAGACUAAAUCACAAUACAGACGACAAACCUGUGAAUAAAAUGUGUAAUUUCUUGCUUAUGCUGACUGAAGAGUCAAAAAGCUGCCUUGAACCAGAAACAACGGAUGACAAUAUCUUUGCUGCAAGACAACAUUCUGAUACGUCCCAUGCUAAUCAAGCCCCUGUUAGCGACACUGCAGAUGGCUGUCAAAAGCCCAUGUGUUAUCCAGUUAAGAUAACAUCUGAACAUGAUCUGGAUUUUAUCGCAGAAGCGAAAGAUAAAGACAAGACAAGACAAACUGAAUCUGACACCAACGAAUCAGUAGAAACACUGCAUGAAAAUUUGGCUGAUUAUAGAUCAUUGCCGAUAUUAGAGCAGGAAGCAAGACUACCGUCAACUGUAGACGACGAUUUGUCACACAAAUCAGUUCUAUCCGAGGUGAUGCUGACUCCAGUGUCAAACAGAAGGCUGGGUUCAACAAGCAUUAAACUCGAAGCUUGGGACGCAAAUCGAAAUUAUACACUUGAUGAAAAUGAUCAGUCGUUCUUAAUCUGUGAAGAAACCCGAUCAAAAAGUAAUCUUGCGAGUGAAAGAGAGUAUAAAAAGAAAACCCUUACACCGGGAUCAGAUUUGACCCGUGGAUCAACAGAUGAUGACAGUUUAAUUGGCGAGGUUGAUACACCGUUUGAGACAAAUCAAUAUUCAUUUGAAACAGCGAACACGGAGAAAUCAACACCAGUUUUAAGCAAAUCAGAAUGGAGUCUAAAUUAUCAAAAUAUAUCUAUUGAGAAGAGAUCGAAGUCUUUUCCAGUUCUGAGUGUAAAAUAUUCCUCACAUAGUAAAGUACAGCGGACCAACCUAAUUGAUUUGAAUAAAGAUAAGAUUUAUGCGUCGGCUGAUACUGUUCAAGGUAUCAAGACUCCCGACUUCCUAGCAAUAAGCAAAUUCCAGAUGGAACAGCCUUCUUUAUCAGGGAUCCAACUUGAAGAGACAAGUAACAUGACGGUUAAAGAACCAUCGAUUCAAGACAUACAAGUUACAUGUAGAUCAAAGAGGACAAUCACACUAGAAGCAGAGCGGCAAACUCCGUCUCAACUCAGAUAUUCCGAAUCUCAAUUUCCAUCCCAGCGACUUGAACAAAGGAGGACGGAUCUAGCUACUACUUAUAAAGAAAGAUCAACUACGGCAGUCGAGGCCAGGCCAGACGUUACCGCAGGUUACAUAAUCCCAUCGGUGAACAUAGUUUCACCAAAGUGGUCUGAAGACGUUUUAAUAUCGCCUGAAUGCGAAAGUGUCGCGCAAGAGGAAGGGAAUAGCACAUGCGUUGUUUUGGAACCUAAGUCAGCAAGCAGUUCUCUCCCUUCUAGGACUGAUUCAUCUGAAGAGAAUAUUUGCGAUGUCACCGACCAGGACUAUGUACUUGAAGAGAGAGCGAACGAAAACAGACUGGUGGAAUUAUUCUCUUGUUGCUGCUGCUAUCUUCGCGUUGAGAGGAGCCGGACGGCAUCUGCUGAAAGUUCGCAAACUAUGUCAUAUACGUAA